Molecule: messenger RNA, 2604 nt
Organism: Paralichthys olivaceus (Japanese flounder)
Lineage: Eukaryota; Metazoa; Chordata; Actinopteri; Pleuronectiformes; Paralichthyidae
Source: RefSeq, a predicted model, not a curated record
UUGCAGGAGUCGUCCAGUCAGAAAGGCAGCAACGUCAGAGACAGUGGUUUUGGAGAUAGCUGGUACUCUGAGCGAGAGGAGCUCCACCAGCUGAGAGGAGGAGGAGGAGGAGGCAGUAGACACAGGAGAGACGACUCCCUGGACAGUUUGGACUCUUUGGGAUCUCAACCUCACAGCAUCUCCUCCGACACCACCCUUAAAGGCGGCAGCGAGGGUUGUUGCAGUGACACAGAGGCUGACUCCGUCUUCAGGAUGGCUGAGAACAAGGACGGCCUCAGUUACCGGAGGUCGGUCGUCAUCACUCCCAAGACCAGCACCCAGUUCAACCAGUUCCUGCCCAGUAAGGACAAACCUUCGGGUUACGUUCCCGCUCCUCUGAGGAAGAAACGGGCAGAGCGCAACGAGGACAACAGGCGUAGCUGGGCCAGUCCCAUAUACACGGAGGAUGACGGCACCCUCACCAGCGAAACAGUGCUUUCCUCCGACCGCUUUGGAAAAACUCACACAUCCCAGAGUUCCUCGCCCGACACUCAGCUGCAGUGGACAUACGAGUACGAGAGCGGCAGUGAGUCUGAUGUAGACCGGCCAGACCCGGAUCUGGUUCUGGACGAUCUGGCCAGCAGACGCUUCCACAGCCCCUCCCCGGCUCCCCCCACCAACUUCGCCGUGCCCAUCAGUCCCCAGGCAGGAGGGAGGGCAGCUGAAGGUGGGAGGGGCUCCAGGCCCAAGGUCACUGCUCAACAGAAUGUGACCUGUCUCAGCAGCGGUGGCAUCGAUGGUGGGGAAACGCGGCCACCCCACCACAGCUCUGUGAGGGUGGACCACCGCCGAGCUGUGAGGACUGACAGCCUGUUCGGGGACAUUUACUACGACUCUGAGGAUGACGACGACGAGGUGGGCUACGCCGACCCCGUCCAAGAUGAUCUCUACACUCGCAAGAUGGGUGUCAAACCGGAGCCUCUGGGUAACGUGACUUAUGAUAAGUUCUUACCUAAGUUCUGGACGCCUGAGGAAGACGUUCACAUACAGAAGAUUAAACUGGGCUCUCAGAAGAGGCCCUGGUAUAAGAAGAUGCAAGGCUUCAGCCAUACGAAGUCGAAUUCCUCGUCGGAAGAUUCGGACUGUGACACCAGUCCUCGGCCCUCCUCCGCCCCCUCUCUCUGCGGCCCCUCUCCCUCUCACUCCCACACACACAAGGCCUCGGCUCACACCACCCUCGUUGUGGGGAAAAGUCCUCACAUCCAACCACACACUCCCCCACAGCUCCCCGAGACACAGCCCCCUCUGUUACAGCCUCCCCCUCUGGUGUUCCCCCCAGUGGACCCCGCCUCAGGUCCCAGGCUGGUCAAAUGCGAGAGGUGGCCUCUCCUGGGGCGCCACGACCCCCGGGAGCCGCCAGAUCCUUUUGAUUAUGAGAGCAUGUUCCCCGACCUGGAAAACGAUGACAUGUUUGCCAGGCGGACCCUGGCCUUCCAGUCCAACACGGACCUGGCAAUGAUGAAGUCUCAGCUGCCCCACAAACGCCGUCUCUACACAUCCGAGCCGCAGCUCAAUAUCAUCACCCAGCAACACGGCCGUGGCGGGACAGAGGAGAGCGACUUCCCUGACAUCGAGCAGGACGAUGUGGUGUAUCGUAAGGAGAAAACCCAGCAGACUCAGCGACCACUUUCAGGAGCCCCUGACAACUACGCCCCCAUGCCCAUCCCGGAGCCCUGGGCUCUGCCUCCUGACCUCAAAGCCAGACUCCUCUGCCCGCCAUGCCCUCUGACCCAGGAAGCAGCAACAAUUAAAGAGGAUGAGGUUGAGAAAGAGCCGCGUCCUAAAACGGAUGACAUGCUGGUUCGUAAGCUCGGAGCUUGUUCUGAUCAGAGCCAAUCGGCCAAUCAGAUGACUCCCUCAGUGCCUUCUUCCUGUAGCGAAGGUGACCUGCAGAGGUGGCAGGCUAUCAGAGAAGCCAGUCGGCUGAGAUAUAAGAAGAGGCUCUUGGUGGAGAGGCUAGCUGCUCUGAAGCUGUAGAAACAAGUCGAUGUUACUGUGCCCGGUAGCUUCUCUUUACUUUGUAAAUUUACUCUUCCAUUUGUUUUUCUUUUCGGUCUUUAGAUAUUCUCUGUCUGAUGCUGAGUUGGUUUGGACAGCAUGUUUUUAAGGCCUCCGCUGUGAGAGAUGAGAGUUGUACCAGAUUAAACUCUCAUUUCUGAAAACCACUAUGCAAUGUUUGCAAGCACUGGAUCAGUUUUGUGUGUUUCAACAGAAACUGCAGCAAAGGACAUGUGGUGAAAUUCACUACAGAAGUUACCCUGAACUUUUUCUUAUUUUAAGUGUUUGUUGUGACCUCAGAAUUGAUAUGCAAUGGAAGGGAAUGCAUCAUGGUUUUCUGCACAGUGAAUAUGUGGUAUAUUGAAAAUGCAAGUCCAGGUUGCACUUUAAACCCACAACUGUUGUGUAUUUUGAAGUGUGAUUUAUGAGCAAAUCAGCAUAAACUCAUUCAAAUUGUUUGAUUCAUGAUGAGUUUUUGAAAAGAAACUCAAAUUCUACAUUUUAUUUUUUGGUUUUUCUUUUCCCGUCAGACCGAGCUUGCCUGUGAAUUAAAUAAAUAAAGAAGAG